CAUUUUAAAAGUACUUCUGAAAGCAAUGAAACAUUUUCUUAUUUUUAUAUGGGUGAUCCCAUUAACAUUAUCUGAAUUUGACUACGGCAAUAAAGGGGACCUCCUAGAUGUGCAGUGGUAUGACAAUGGUGUAAAAAACUGUAAACCUGGGUCGAUAAGUGACAGCAAUGGAUUCGGUCGCUCCAUUUGUCGUCUUAGUGCCAAGAGAAACAAAAAAAAUAAAAAUAAAAAGAAAAUUAAAGACAUACUAGGCGCUCACAAAAAAGAAAAGUGUACAGCCACAGGUCGAUUCAAAGGUCCCGAUGAGUGCAACUGGUGCUUCUGCGACAAAGGCGCCACCUUCUGUACAGCGAUGAGAUGUGAAAAGAAAACAAAUAAGACGAAAUUAAUGACAGACAUCGAAACCUGUGCGAAUAAACCUAUGGGCAGGUUCAAGUCUGAAGAUGGCUGUAACUGGUGCUAUUGUGUCGACACGAACACACCGAUCUGUUCGGACAUAGAGUGUGUGAAGAUCCUUUCAAAACCAAAGGCACUUUCCAAAACGAGAGAUUCAAACGUCUGUAGAGCGAAGGAGAGAAAGCCAGGGAGAUAUCUCAACCUAGACGGUUGUAACUGGUGCUACUGUAUCUCUUGGCAUCCAUUUUGUACCAUUAUAAAGUGUCCCAAACACACCGGAUCCUCAGACAACGAUGUCCAGACACAGUUCAUCUUCCGUAGCGGAAACCUCAACUAUGUCUCUAGUGGAAGUUAUACUAUCAUCACACUAACAGCUGGAAGCAAAAAUUCCAGUUCAACCGAUUUUCAAACUAAAUCAAUAUUGCCGGAUUCUUUUCAAGAUUUUGGCAAAAAAUUUUUCAACGGUACCAAUCCUUUUAAACCUGAUGAGCAUUCAAGUAAUAUAAAUUAUGAAGCAUAUAGAUAUCUGUCGGGAAAAGAGAAGAAAUUGAAUAAGAAGGGGUUGAAAGUGCCGAAGAAAUUUAAUUGGUUUCCUGAUUAUACUAAUUUAGAUUACACGGACAACUUAUUGCCUAAGAAGAUGGCCUUGAAAAGGAAGUUGAAGUUGAAAUCAUUGAAAGGAUUGGCGCAAGAGUGUAAAGCGGGGAGCAAGUUCAAAGACCCGUUCGGAUGCAACUGGUGCACUUGCAUAGAAGACGGCGUUGUUAUUUGCGACAAUGAUGAUUGUGGGACUAAAAUUAAUAAUUAAUAAUAUAAGUAAAUGAUUAAAUAAUUUAAUUAAAUUUUGAUUAUUAGGAGAUUACAAAGGUCCAAACCCACAGCUUUUUUCUAUAGUUAGCAAAGCCAUCUAUUUUUCUAAAAGAAUUGUAAAUUUGCAACCCACUGUUUUUAGCUUUUGAUGUAGGUAAUUAUCGAGAAAUUUUAAAAAUAUACCUUUUUUUAAUAU
Messenger RNA from Leguminivora glycinivorella, 1402 nucleotides. RefSeq lists its product as uncharacterized. The transcript has 8 exons. Bases 26 to 1204 code for a protein of 392 amino acids. Gene Ontology annotation, molecular function: peptidase inhibitor activity. NCBI's taxonomy places the organism in Eukaryota, Metazoa, Arthropoda, Insecta, Lepidoptera, Tortricidae. The record is from RefSeq and is a predicted model, not a curated record.